Messenger RNA from Cynoglossus semilaevis (tongue sole), 1832 nucleotides. It is a transcript of the gene efemp1, whose product is annotated as EGF containing fibulin extracellular matrix protein 1. The coding region runs from base 301 to 1821 and encodes 506 amino acids. Gene Ontology annotation, molecular function: calcium ion binding. The record is from RefSeq and is a predicted model, not a curated record. NCBI's taxonomy places the organism in Eukaryota, Metazoa, Chordata, Actinopteri, Pleuronectiformes, Cynoglossidae. The transcript has 10 exons.
UUGUUCAUGUCUGAUGAUGCUCCGGUCACACGUGUCUGUGACUCCAAACGAAGAAUUUACCAGGAAAACAAACUUCUGAAUAAACUCAUAUCCGUGUGAGCAUCGUCUGCUGACGGACGGCUUCACCGGGCUGACAGGACUGACAACACGGGCAUGUUUACGCACGACGGUUGCGCGCAUUACGCACUAAUCCUUUAGGAGAAAAACAGCAGAAAAAAAAAAACCCAAAACACUUGACUUGGUUGAAGUCGCAGAUUUAAGUUGGAGCUGCGCCAAUACAAACAUCAGACCAGCAGGGGGAUGCGUUCAGACCCGUUCAGUAAUGCCAUCAGUGAUGUAACAAGUGCUAUUAAACUAUGCAGGCUUGUUCGGCAGAGAAGAGGAGAAAAGACCGAAAUCAUCUCGCAUCUUCUCUCCACGUGCAGUCCGUGCAUCUGCGUCCCGCAACUGUCGUCUUCAGACAUGCUGAGCAUCUGCGUGUGUCUGUGCGCCCUGUUCACGCACGUCCUCUCUCGGGAGGCUGAGGAGCCGAUCUCCUACACUUGUACCGAGGGAUACGAGUAUGACCGAGUCAAAGAGCAGUGCAGAGACAUCGAUGAGUGUAAGCUCCUGGACGAUGCCUGUAAAGGAGGCAUGCGGUGCAUCAACCACUACGGUGGAUACCUGUGCCUUCCCAAGAGCGCCGUCAUCUACGUCUCUCAGGAGGCCACCGCUCCAGAAGCCGUCCUCCCGGUCGCUCCCAACCAGCCUCCCAUCCCGGCGGUGCCUCCCACCGACCCGCGACUCCCUCAGACCCCCCGGACCGUCCGCUGCUCAGCGGGAUUCACGGCCGAUGAGCAAAACCUGUGCAGAGACAUAGAUGAAUGCACCACAGGGAGACACACCUGUGGUCCAGAGCAGACAUGCUACAACACCAGAGGCUCCUACACCUGUCAGUGUCCCCCAGGCUUCCAGAAGAACGGGGACCACUGCGUGGACAGAGACGAGUGCUCCCUCACCCACUACUGCAUGCACAGAUGUGUCAACACCCAGGGCUCGUACUACUGUGAGUGCAACACGGGUCACAAGUUGGCCAGCAACAACCACAGCUGCGUGGAUGUGAACGAGUGCGAUGUUCAAAGCCCCUGUCAGCACCACUGCUAUAACCUGAUUGGUUCCUUCCUGUGCCAGUGUGACCGGGGCUACGAACUGGCACAAGACAUGGUUUCCUGUAAAGAUAUUGAUGAAUGCAGCUUCUCCAGCUACAUGUGUCAGUACAAGUGUGUUAACAGCCCAGGAAGUUACUCCUGCGAGUGUCCGGAGGGAUAUCAGCUCCAAGGAAACAGGUUGUGUCAAGACGUAAACGAGUGUGAGACAGGGACCCAUAACUGCCAAGAUGAAGAAAUGUGCUGGAACUAUUAUGGGGGCUUCCGCUGCUAUCCCAGAAACCCCUGUGAGGCGCCGUAUGUCAAGACCUCUGAAAACAGUCGCUGCAUCUGCCGAUCUCACACCGACUGCCAGGGACUCCCGCCGUCGGUCGUCUACAAGUACAUGAGCAUACAGGCGGAUCGCACCGUGCCGGCGGACAUCUUCCAGAUCCAGGCCACCAACAUCUACACCAACACACACAACACCUUCAGGAUCAAAUCUGGGAAUGAGGGAGGAGAGUUCUUCCUGCGGCGUUCCAGUAACGUGAGUGCCAUGCUAGUGCUCACCAAGCCUCUCUCUGGUCCCAGAGAGUACAUCGUCGACCUGGAGAUGGUCACUCACCAUCUCACCAUGAACUACCGCUCCAGCUCAGUGCUGCGGCUCACCGUCAUAGUCGGACCUUACGCUUUCUGAGCGGAUCCAAA